Episyrphus balteatus (marmalade hoverfly) is the source of this 2018-nucleotide messenger RNA. RefSeq names its product cytochrome P450 4d2-like. The record is from RefSeq and is a predicted model, not a curated record. Lineage: Eukaryota; Metazoa; Arthropoda; Insecta; Diptera; Syrphidae. Gene Ontology annotation, molecular function: iron ion binding; oxidoreductase activity, acting on paired donors, with incorporation or reduction of molecular oxygen; monooxygenase activity. The transcript is spliced from 7 exons. The coding region runs from base 416 to 1936 and encodes 506 amino acids.
GAAGUUGUUGGAAAUCGAAAUUACUAAAGUCAGUUCACAGUCGGCUUUUGAGUGUGCAUUUAAAAAACAAUACAUUUCGUUAAAGAAAAAUAUUUUUCGUUAGAUUCUUUGCUUAGUUCGCUGUUUUUUUUUUUAUUAAUAUGAGCAUAUUUCUGAAAACAAGUCAAACUUUGAUUGCUUAAACAAAUUAGUUCAAGUGCCGUUUGUAUUAUCUGCGUAUCUGUUGCAUGCGCGCAACUUGUCAACAACUCUCUCAAUAUUUGGAUACUUCGAUUUUUUGUUUUUACUUUAAUAUCUGGUAUGUUCCAAAACUUAUGAUGUUUACUGCGCCAUAACCUAAAAACUCUGAAAAAAAAAAACAAACUACAAGAUUUAACGCACGAUCAUUCUCUAUAGAAACGACAACGUUACUAAAAUGUUUUUGGAAUUGGUGGUACUACUUAUAUCUAUUGUGCUAGCAUAUGAUUACCUAAGCAAGAAACGAGUUAAUGAUGUGCUAUCAUACAUGCCAGGGCCAAGGUCAUUACCACUUGUAGGCAACAUCCUGGCAUACGUUGGUCAAACUCCAGAAGAUAUUUUCAACCUCAUCUCUUCAAACCGCCAGAAAUAUGGUCCUUUAUAUCGAGUAUGGAUUUUCAAUCGUCCAGCAGUUUUUUGUGCCGAUCCCAAAGAUGUCGAAGUGAUUCUAAAUAGUUCCAAGCACAUAACUAAGAACUCGUUGUACGAUAUGCUUGUUGAUUGGCUAGGUUACGGUUUGCUCAUUAGUACCGGCCAAAAAUGGCAUUCAAGGCGAAAGGUUAUAACACCGACAUUUCACUUUAAAAUAUUAGAACAGUUUGUAGAGGUUUUUGAUCAGCAAGGAAAAGAACUUUUAGAAGCAAUUAAUGAUAAAGCUGAUGGCAAAACUGCUUUUGAUAUUUACCCAUUUAUCUGUAGAAUGGCUUUGGAUGUCAUUGCCGAAACGUCAAUGGGUACUAAAGUCUAUGCUCAAAAAAAUCCAAACAUUGGCUAUGUACGAGCAGUUUCAGAUAUAACAGCACUUUUUUCAAAGAGGCUUCUCAAGGCAUGGUAUCGAUUAGAUAUUCCUUUUAAGAUCUUAGAGCCUGGUCUUUACAAAAAACAAACAGAAACCAUCAAGAAAAUGCAUGAUUUUACUGAAAACGUUAUUCAAAAAAGAAGGGCUGCUUUGGAGAAGGAAAUCGUCGAUGGAAAAUUUAUUAAUCAAAUGAAUACGAACGAUGAUAUAGGUAUUAACAAAAAAAUGGCUCUUUUGGACGUGCUUCUGCAGUCUACAAUUGACGGAAAACCUCUUUCCAAUGAAGACAUUCGUGAAGAAGUUGACACAUUUAUGUUUGAAGGACAUGAUACAACUACCAGCGCCAUGUCUUUUACACUGUUUCUCAUAUCACGUCAUCCAGAGGUGCAAAACAAAGCAUUCGAAGAAAUUCGUGAUGUAAUUGGGGAGGAUACCACGAAAUCGAUAACAUUGCAUGACUUGAACAACUUGAAGUAUUUGGAGUGCGUCAUUAAAGAAGGACUUCGGUUAUAUCCACCAGUGCCUCUGAUAGGGAGAAGAUUUCAAGAAGAUACUGAAAUAAAUGGGAAAAAAAUUCCAGCUGGUACUGACUUUACAAUUGGAAUCUAUGUUAUGCUAAGAGAUGGUGAAUAUUUCCCCAAACCCAAUGAUUUUAUUCCGGAAAGACAUUUGGCAGAAAAUACUGCGGAAAAAUCAAACCCGUAUGCCUACAUUCCAUUUAGCGCAGGACCACGUAAUUGCAUAGGACAAAAGUUUGCUAUUUUAGAAAUGAAGAGCACAAUUAGCAAGAUUCUAAGAAACUAUGAACUGUUACCACUAGGAGAACAUGUGAGGCCAAUGAUGAAUUUGGUCACGAGGUCAGUGAACGGAGUGCAAGUUGGACUUAAACCUAGAGUUUAAUUAAAAAAAAUAAUAUAGUAUUAGUAAAUAAUUAAGAGAUAAGUACCUAAUGAUUAAAUGAUACAUUUUUAAUACAAAAAUA